Drosophila subpulchrella is the source of this 1491-nucleotide messenger RNA. RefSeq names its product dopamine N-acetyltransferase (gene AANATL7). Gene Ontology annotation, molecular function: N-acetyltransferase activity. The coding region runs from base 120 to 959 and encodes 279 amino acids. Lineage: Eukaryota; Metazoa; Arthropoda; Insecta; Diptera; Drosophilidae. The transcript has 2 exons. The record is from RefSeq and is a predicted model, not a curated record.
CAAGAUGUUGUGAUAUUUUAAAAAGCAGUCACUUAGUAGGCUUUCAAAUAAAAAUUUGGUACACAUAUUUCUAACAAAUUGUAAAAAUGUAUAGCUCCUAAAUGUGUCGCAUUUAGCCAAUGGACUUUCAAAGUUUGACAGUAAAGCUUUUGAGACAUAAGAUUACGGAGAUCCUGAUACCUCACAGAUUCCAAUGGAGCGCCAAAAGGAUGCACCAUUUCAAGAACUUGGUUCACACCCUCAGGUUUACCAGCCCCGCCGACAGCGAUACUAUGGAGUACAAAAUGAUAGGACCGGAGCACUGUGACCAGGUGAUCGAGCACCUUCGUCACAACUUCUUUGCCGAUGAGCCACUGAACAAGGCCGCUGGCCUGUGCCAAAAUGGUAGCAGUUGCGCUGCACUUGAAGAUCACUGCGCGGAGGCCAUACAGGAUCGGAUGAGCGUGAUGGCUGUGGACGUAAAAGAUGCGGGAGCCUGCAAAAUAGCAGGCGUUGUCCUAAAUGGCAUCUUGAAACCGGACGACACGGCCAAAGCGCUGGAAAAACUCGACUCAUCUGGCGAUGCAUAUUUCCGGAAGAUCUUCGAGAUGCUGCACAAGCACAAUCUCAAGCACAAUCUCUUCGAGCAUUUCGAUGUGGAGUCCAUGUUUGAUGUGCGCAUACUAUCGGUGGACUCUUGCUAUCGUGGCCAGGGCAUUGCCAAUGAGCUGGUGAAGCGAUCUGUGGCAGUGGCCAGAAAGAACGGCUUCCGUCUGAUGAAAGCCGAUGCCACUGGCAUCUUCUCCCAGAAGAUUUUCCGCUCCAAUGGAUUCGAGGUCUUCUCGGAGCAACCUUACUGCAAAUAUACAGAUGAGAACGGCAAGGUGAUCUUGCCUGUUGAGGCGCCGCACAUCAAGAUGCAGCUCCUCUACAAAGCGAUCUGUGGCGAUGAACAGGAUGAUAAUGCGCAGACGCAUUAAGGAGGCGACUCGUUGUCUCGGAAUUGGAACAAUAAUCUUUUUAUUGGAAUGUAUUCUUAAAAGAAAUAUAUAAAUUAUUUGGGUUCGACACACGGAAAGUAAUCUAAGGAUAGGGGAAGUUUAAUCCCAAUAACUACAUUCACUUGAAAUUUAGAACUUUUUUUAUCGGGAGUGCCACUGAAAUCGCAGGGCGCCCAUUUGGCGUAAGUUUGGCAGGUGCAUCAAUAUAAAUUUUAUACGACUUGGCGUGGAAGUGAUUUCUGUGGCACCCCUGCAUAUUUAAGUUUUGACUUUCCAAGGGCUAUUAUCCCACCAAAGGAUGCUCUGAGACCAGGGGCGUAGCCAGGGGGCUUUAGGGGUUAGCCCCCUCUCACUUUUUACUUGAAAUCCUAUGCAAAACAUUGUGUUAACAAGAAAGGAAGUUUACUUCGGGAAGCCGAAGUUUGUAUACCCUUGCAGCUAUAAUUAUUAAAUUUAAAAAUACAAAAAAUGAUAUUCCCAAUAGUUUAAGAUAAUAUGUUAAAAAACACCG